UAAAUUCUGCCAGCUGUUCAACAUGACCCCUCGCGCCCUUUAAUUUUCCGGCAACUUUCGCAGCCAAAUUCUCCGAUCAGGGUUUCUCAAAUUAAAAAAGAAAUUUCAGAAUUCGUGCAAUUCGUAAGGAAAUGAGUAGCGAAGAAAGUCCACAAAUUACAAGAAGAACCACAAGAUUAUCCGCUGCUAAUUCUGAAAAUGCAGUCGAUUCCUCCAAGAGUUGUGCUUUGAAGCCUCUCUCAGUUAAUGACCUUUUGUACGGUAAUUCACCAAUAAGCUUGGAAGAGUUGAUCAGUAGCUUUCCCGGAAGGCGAGGUCAAAUUAUUGAGCUGAUGAGCCUUCUUGGUCCUGUGAAUUCUCCCAUGUUUCCAACAUUUGUACAUGGAGGUUCUUCGACCGGGAAAACGAGUAUAGUUCUGAACAUAUUUAGGCAUCUUCGCCGCCCCUUUGUUUAUGCGAGUUGUAUUACGUGUUAUAGUCCGAGGAUACUGUUUGAAUCUAUUUUGAACCAGCUAAUGCUUCAUAGGAAGAGUGACAGCAAUGGCUAUUCAAGUAUCAAGCGAUGUGACAAGCCCUCUGAUUUUGUAAAUUUGCUGAGGGAAGCUUUGAGUGGUGUUAUUGGUACGCUCCAAGGGAAUGCGGAGAAGGCAGGCUCAAAGAAGGCAGCUAGAUGGCCUAACGGGAAGAUGGUUUACUUGAUAUUUGACAGCUUAAAUCUUGUUAAAGAAUGGGAGAAGAGUUCUACUAUAUUGCCUUUUCUGUUCAACCUGUAUGAUAUCUUGAGGAUGCCGGAGGUUGGCUUGAUAUUUAUCAGUAACAAUUCAUUAGAUACGUAUUACGCAGACACAGGUUUUGUAGAGCCAUUUCCUUUUCAUUUUCCUGAUUAUUCAGAAGAUGAUCUUCGUCAAAUAUUAUUGAAGCAUCAAGUAAACAAAAAUCUCUACUCUUCAUUCCUUGAUGUGGUACUGAGACCAUUUUGCCGAAUUACAAGACGAGUUAAUGAAUUAUCUACAGCAUUGUUGCCAUUAUUUAAGAAAUACUGUGAGCCUCUUGGUGACUUGGGAGCUGUGCCUAAUGAAGAUAUGAAGAGAAAAUUAUAUGGGCAUUUACAAAGGCACAUUGCACCCUCCCUGAAUGAGACAUUUCGAGUUUCAGCAGGACUUACUUCUGGUGCCUCAAGGAGCAAAGACAACAAGCGGAAGGGCAUCGUAAAGAAGUUGGAAGCCUGUACAUCAUCCUAUGAGUUAGACUUCCAUAUGUCUACUUCUGCAAAGUUUCUUCUUAUUUCUGCAUUUCUUGCUUCAAGAAACCCAGCUACACUUGAUGCCUCACUCUUUGAUUCCACUGGCGGUUCUGAUAACCGAAAGCGAAAGAGAAAGAGCUCUGCAAAAUCAUUGGAACAGAAGGAAACUACUGAACAGGAAUUACUCAUGAAGGGUCCCGGAACUUUCCCACUGGAAAGACUGCUAGCCAUUUUUCAGUGUCUAACAUCUGUUGCAGAGUACUCUCCAGAUGCAGAGUACUCCUCAGAUGUGGAAGGUCAAGGAAAUAGGGCGACCAUGGGUGAUAGUGGCUAUAUUGGGUCUCACGUACUCUUGCAACUUUCGAGUCUUUGCAAUGCUAAUUUUAUCACCAAAGGAGGGAGUUGCCCAUUGGAAGGUUCAACAAGAUACCGAUCUAAUGUGUCUGAAGAUUUGGUUUUAAAGGUUGCAAGGAGCGUAAAAUUUCCUCUCUCGAAGUACUUGUACAGAAGAUAAUAUCCAUUAAUGUUUUCAUUAACUCCAGCUUGUUCUCCAAGGGGAAAACAAGAGAAGAGUGAUCGGCUGGCAAUCUUUUUGACGUUUCAAUUUGGUUUAUUCAUGCUUGUCAAGCAUGAUCAUCUGAUCCUUGGUAGACAUAAAGUAAAAAAAAUCAGCUGCACCAAAUGGAUUUUCAAAACUCAAAAGCAGUUGAGAAAGCUGCUGACUUAGCUAUUUCAGGCAUCUCAUCAUCCGAUUGAU
This is a messenger RNA of Coffea eugenioides, 2000 nucleotides long. Its product is annotated as origin of replication complex subunit 5. The transcript is spliced from 5 exons. Gene Ontology annotation, biological process: DNA replication initiation; DNA replication. Gene Ontology annotation, molecular function: DNA replication origin binding. Gene Ontology annotation, cellular component: nucleus; nuclear origin of replication recognition complex. The coding region runs from base 132 to 1757 and encodes 541 amino acids. The record is from RefSeq and is a predicted model, not a curated record. NCBI's taxonomy places the organism in Eukaryota, Viridiplantae, Streptophyta, Magnoliopsida, Gentianales, Rubiaceae.